UAAAACUUAGCCAAUAGUAUAAUGAGGUUGCAAAGGUAAAAUUCCUUUAAAAAAAAAUUUCAUACAGUGUAAAUCCAAAUAUUCUAUCAUCUUGUUUGUGUAUUCAUGUUGUUAUCAUUAUGUGUUACUUGGUAUUGCUUUGUAUGGUCCAUUUGUCCCCCAUGGAAGCAGAUCAUUGACUGGGAGGGGCCUGGCGUAAUGUCAAUCAAAGUCUCGGUGAGUUGAUUGGUCGAGAACAACAAUUAGCCAUUUUACUUCCGCCUCUGGAGAGGUGACAUGCAAUUAUUAACCAACUGUUCUUGAUUGAUAUUUAAUUUAUGUGAGUAACUAAUAAUUAAUUUAUGUGAGUAACUAUAUAGAAUAGUCCAAGAGUUAAAUGGCUGAAGACAGGAGUGACUGCGACCACGAGACAUCAGGAGAAAUGGCGGCAUCCUCAGAGAACGUCAUCCCGCUGCUUGAUGAUGCUGAGGAUUCCUUUAAGUUGCUGUCCAGACAUACAGCCUUGCUGGAGCUCAUGAACAAGACAGGAUAUGACAUCGUGCAGGAAAAUGGACAGAGAAAGUAUGGCGGGCCGCCGCCAGACUGGGAGGGCCCGGCGCCGCGAGACUCUGAGGUGUUUGUGGGGAGCAUUCCAAGAAACAUGUAUGAAGAUGAGCUGGUCCCUCUGUUUGAGACGGCUGGAUCCAUCUACGAGCUGAGGCUGAUGAUGGACUUCAACGGAGAAAACCGCGGCUACGCCUUUGUUAAGUACACCGAAAGAGAGGAAGCCCUUAAAGCGAUCCAGAUGCUGAACAAUUACGAAGUGCGUCCGAAGAAGUUGAUUGGAGUGUGCAUCUGUCUGAAUAACUGUCGCCUCUUUGUUGGAUGCAUUCCCAAAGAUAAGAACAAAGACGAGAUCUUAGACGAGUUGCGCAAGGUGACAGACGGCGUGCUGGACGUCAUCGUAUACCCUGCAGACAACAGCAAAAAUGGAGGUUUUGCCUUCGUGGAGUAUGAGACGCAUAAGGCAGCGGCGGUGGCCCGCAAGAAGUUUAUCAGUGGGGCACAGUUGUGGGGACACACCCACUGGGUAAACUGGGCCAAGCGAUACAAACGCCGCGAGGAAGUAGACAGGCAGUACACUGGAGUUACACACGUACAUAAAUUCUCGCCAAGCACUACAGAGGAAGUGACACUGGGCAAGCCUGAGAAGAAGUAUGGCGGUAAGGGCAACCUGGGAAGUAAGAUGAGGGAAGGAGGAGGAGCCAAACACGCAGUUGUCCCGCACCUAGGAGGUAAUGACAGCUCCCUUCUAAAAGAGGCCGACAGGAAAGUGUUGCCACUCUUUCCCGGCACGCAGCUCACCCGCACCAGCCUGAAGCAGCUGCAGCUGUGUCAGAUCAGGUCAGCUGUCAGCCUGCUGGACCUGUACUGCUGCGUGAACCUCUGGCCCAUGCCAGAUUACCAGCUCUACUCCACGCUGGGUCAAGAUGGGAGUCUGCUGCUUGUCUACAAGGUGGUGAUGCCGCUGUCAAAAAGUACCUUCAUACCAGACAAGUUGUGUGUGCUGGUGGAUGACGCUAAAGAGCUAGCUGCAUGGAACACACUGUGGAACCUUGAUGCGCCCUUCAUGACUAGUUUGUCACAAGUAAAACCUCUACUCACAACACCUCCACCAUUACUUCCUUUCUUGGCAUAGCCUCCUCAUUUUCACAUGCCCCCGUGAUGUUCUCUGCACGAGAGAGUCCCUACUUGAACCCCUGCGGGUCCUUCUGCCGAUGGUGAUAUAUGCGCUUGUUUACUCACAUGGAAAGUUUUAUCCCAAAAUUUCUCAGGGUACGUAGAAGGUGGAUCUUGUUCCCCAGAAUGUGAAUGUUCCUCAAUGUUGUUGUUUUUGUCAAAAGAAGAGCACAUUUCCCUGGACCAAACACACGCACAGACAUGUGCACACGCAUGCCAUAAAUACACAUGUUGUAAUGCAUGUGAUAAAAAGUUUAAAAAUUGUUUAAUACAUGUCAAAUGGUUUUUUUGAGUUCUAUGAAAUAUAAAAUAAAAUUUUCAAACUG
Nerophis lumbriciformis (worm pipefish) is the source of this 2045-nucleotide messenger RNA. Its product is annotated as probable RNA-binding protein 46. The record is from RefSeq and is a predicted model, not a curated record. Gene Ontology annotation, molecular function: RNA binding. Lineage: Eukaryota; Metazoa; Chordata; Actinopteri; Syngnathiformes; Syngnathidae.